Molecule: messenger RNA, 2881 nt
Organism: Vespa crabro (European hornet)
Lineage: Eukaryota; Metazoa; Arthropoda; Insecta; Hymenoptera; Vespidae
Gene: temp
Exons: 2
Coding region: 116-1636 (506 amino acids)
Biological process (GO): protein prenylation
Cellular component (GO): cytoplasm
Molecular function (GO): protein prenyltransferase activity
Source: RefSeq, a predicted model, not a curated record
AUAAUACGUGAAAGAAACACGAAGGAUAAUUGUACGUUGCUUCACGCUCAUCUCGCGUUCGAAACUCGUUGAGAGAUGUAACGGAGAGAGAAGUGUCAGUGGCAUUCGAUAUACAAUGCAAGAAGAUAUAUUUCCAGCCGCAGAGAAAAUCCUUUCCGAUAUCGAGAACAUCCUGAAAAAGGAUUCCUCUGUAAAGACAUUUGAGAUUAUACCUGCCGAGGACAACGAGAACAAGUCGCCGGUAUUUCAUCAGGAAGAAUGUUUGGGUUUAGCCUCUUGGUGCGUGCAACCACUUUAUUGCUACGUACAUCGUCGUUUGUUUGAACACCGUCGAAAUAAACAUAGACGAGAGGAUCCAAGCAACGUUGCUAGAUGGCUAUUAGGUGCGUUGCUGUUAAAUCCAGACGUAUCGACGUUUUGGAAUAUGAGAAGAGAAUUGGUCAAAAAUUACAAAUUGGACGUUACCGAGGAAUUAGAUUUCACACGAUUGGUAUUAUAUAAAAAGGCAAAAUGUUUUGAAGCAUUUGCGUAUCGCCGUUGGUUAUUACCAUAUUUAUUAGACAGCGAAGGAAAAAAUUAUGAUCCUGUACCAACGGAAUCGCCUUUGUGCAUUGAAAUGGACAUUACUAGUACAUGCGCCGAUAGAUACGCAACUAAUUAUCAUGCCUUCAGUCAUCGUAGAUACGUUAUGGCACUUAAGGAAUAUCGCGGAUAUACUCAUCCUAAUUUCGAUAGCGAAUGGAAAAGUACUUUAACAUGGUGCCGAUCAAAUGUAUCCGAUUAUAGCGGCUUUUGUUACCGACAAUAUCUUUUGGAGAAGUGCCUGCUCGAGACCGACACAAGUACCAAGAGUAAUAUCUUCAAAUGUAUUAAAAUCAAUGAAUAUCGAUUACGUUCGCAAUUGGUAAUGGAUUACGUUGCCGAUUUGGUUCAUGUUAAUUCUGAUGACAAUAAUUCUCAAAAUAAUGAAACUAACGAAGAUUUGACGUUGGCCGAACACGGUCCUACGCUUCGUACUCUUGAUCUACUUCAUGGUAAAAGACGAUCCAGUAUUACCAGCAACAACAUCAUCGCCAGUAACAACAAUAGUUGUAAUAACACCAGCACCAGUACCAGCCAUAGCACCAGUCACAGCAGCAGUAGCAGUACUACUACUAUUAUUACUACUACUACUACUAAUACUACUACUACUACUACUACUACUACUACUACUACUACUACUACUACUACCUCGCAACUCAAACCCUGGCAAAUAUGUUUUCAAGCUUUGUCCUAUUGGGUAGAGGAAUGUAGGAUCAAUGAAGACUUGAUUAGAUUGUACGACGAUCACGAAACUCUUUGGUAUCAACGUAGAUAUCUCGCUCAUAUUCUAAUACGCCUCAUCGAAUCCUACAAAAAAUAUUCCUAUUAUAAGUCUGAAAUAAUCGUUGAUCCUCGUCAUCGUAUCAUACCAAAUGAAUAUAGUAACGUCGAUGAAAUGACCGAUGACAAAAGUAAAAUCAAGGCUCCUCUCGUUGAAGCUUUCUUAAAUCGUACCCGUGACAUCGUUGAGUUAGCCAUGAAACGUGACACCCACGAGAAACUCAUUGUCGACAAAUUCCUAAGAUAUCUGAACGACGUUGGUCUUAAGCUUUGAAUUAUCUUUCGCCUAUCCUAUAUUAUUUUCUUCAUAAUCACUUUGAGAGAUUUAUUCAUUACAGUUUUCAAAAAAAAAAAAAAAAAAAAAGAAAAAAGGAGAAAAAAAAACAAAAAAAAACAGUUAUUAUAGAUUUUGAAAUUAUCUACAGAGAUUAUUAGAGAUAUAUGCAAAUAUUUAUUAUAAGAAAUAUUUUUUAUUUUUUCUUUCUUUUGUAACUAAUUUUCUCUAUCUCUAUCUCUAUCUCUUUGAUAAUAAGAUUAUAAAAGAUAUCUCCUUUUCUAUUGUAAAAAAAUGAUAUGGUUUUACAUAAAGGAUUCGAUGCUGUCGAUCAAAUGAUUAACAAAUAUAAAAAUAAUAUAUAUAUAUGCACGCGACUCAUAACGCGUCAAAUUAUAUUAUUCUAUUCGAAGGAAUAUUCGAGCAUAGUCGUGCAACAACUAUGGCAAUAAUAUUUUCUCUUUCUAUUUCUUUUUUUUUUUUUAUUUUAUUUUAUUUUAUUUUAUUUUAUUUUUUUUCCUCAUAGUAUUCUCACAGAAAAUAAUAAUAUAUUAUAAUAAUAACAAUAAUAAUCAUCAUCGUUUAUCACGAUGCUAUGAUUCUCUUUUCACUGUGUGUGUAUAUAACUUUCGUUUUGAUAAUUUAAUAUUAAUCUGAUAGAUCAAUAUAUCACUGAAUCAAGAUUUUUCAUUACAAACUUAGAUUUGUGUAUAUAUAUAUAUAUAUAUAUAUAUAUAUAUAUACACACACAUUUUAUUAUUAUUUUUUUUUAAUCAAACUAUAAUAGCACGUUUAAAAAAUUGUAUCAAUUCAAUUUGAAAUAGGGGCCUGACCAAACACUUAUUCAAUUUACAUUCGAAUUGUCUAUAAUAAUACAAUAAUACACGAAUCACUUUUAUUCGUUCAUUCAUAGAAAAUAAUAUCAUUAAAUGAUCAUCGCAUGAUCAUUACAUACCUAUACAGAUACAUACAUGCAUACAUACAUGCACAUACAAACGUUAUAAAAGUAUUUAAGUAAGGAAGAUUUUCUCUUCGACUAAAUAUCGUUAAUAUCAAAUGAUUAAUUAAUCGAAUUCGCAUGUAAUCUGUCAGAUAAAGAAGAAUGAUAUAAUAGUUCUGUUUACAAAAAAAAAAAAAGAAAAAAAAAAGAAAAAAAAUGAAAUAAGAGAAGGCAGAUUAACGUAUGGGAUUGAUUGUACCGUACGAUUACAGGGAAAGUUUAAUAAUAAUAAUAAUAAUAUUGUA